AUGCCUUCCUGCUCAUCGACCACCACCAUCGAGCUGCAGCCCGUCGAGGCUCUGCCCACACACCCAGCCCCGGCAGCCAAGCAGCUGCGAGACAACAACAGCGAGACGAAGCGCCAUGUGGGACGCAAGGAGCAGCCGGUAGGUAAUGAAGAUGCCGGUUCAUCGUCAGACGGCAACAGGCUGCUGGGCGAGUUGGGCGGCUCGGAGCCGUGCCCAACGCCGGCGGUGCGCGCGGCCGAGAAGUGGAACGAGCCCCGGCGCAACUCGUACCGCCUCGGCGCCGCGUUUUGGUGCUUCCUCGUCAUGGGCGCCAACGACUCGGCGUACGGACCCCUGAUUCCCUAUCUCGAGAAAUACUACGACCUCACGUACAUUGUCGUCUCGCUCGUCUUCCUCUCGCCCUUCAUCGGGUACGUCGCCUCGGCGCUGCUCAACAACACGCUGCACCACAAGUUCGGCCAGCGCGGCGUGGCCGUCAUCUGCGCGUCGAGCCACCUCGCCGCCUACGCUGUCAUCGCCGCGCACCCGCCGUACAUUGUCCUCGUCUUCGCCUUCAUCCUCGCGGGCUUCGGCAACGGCGUGGCUGACGCCGCGUGGAACGCCUGGGUCGGCAACCUCGCCAACUCGAGCGAGCUGCUGGGCUUCCUGCACGCGCUUUACGGCGUGGGCGGCGUGGUGAGCCCGCUGAUUGCGACGACGCUCAUUACAAAGGCCAAUUUGCCUUGGUAUUCGUUCUACUACAUCAUGAUUGGCCUCGCGGGCAUCGAGCUCGUCAUGCUGGCCUCGGCAUUCUGGGACUCCAACGGGGCGACCUACCGCCGCGUGUACCAAGAGAGCGAGCUCGACAGCCACAGCAAGCUCACCGAGGCACUCUUCCAGAAGCCUGCCGCCCGCGUAUGCUGGGUUGCCGCCGUGUUUCUCCUGUGCUACGUCGGCGCCGAGGUCGCGCUCGGGGGGUGGAUCGUCACCUUUAUGCUGCGCGUGCGCCAGGGCGAGGAGUUUGCUAGUGGCAUGUCCGCCGUAGGCUUCUGGCUCGGCAUCACCGUCGGACGAGCGGUCCUGGGCUUCGUGACGCCUCGAAUCGGCGUCAAGCUCUCCACAGCGUGCUACAUCGGGGCAGUCAUGGCCCUGGAGCUCGUGUUCUGGCUUGUCCCGCAGUUCUAUGUCUCGGCCGUGGCCGUCGCCUUCCAGGGCUUCUUCCUGGGACCCAUGUUCCCCAAUGCAGUCCUCGUCGCGAGCAAGCUGCUGCCGCGACACCAGCACGUCGUAGUGAUUGGCUUCGCAGCGGCGUUUGGCGGCUGCGGCGCGGCACUGCUGCCCUUCCUCAUCGGCCUGCUCGCGCAGUCGUCGGGCGUGCGCGUGCUGCAGCCCAUCAUCCUGGCGCUGCUGGCGACCAUGCUGGUGGUGUGGCUGCUGUUUCCGCGCAUCGAUAAGAAGCGGGACUAA
Purpureocillium lilacinum is the source of this 1446-nucleotide messenger RNA. RefSeq lists its product as uncharacterized. The record is from RefSeq and is a predicted model, not a curated record. Lineage: Eukaryota; Fungi; Ascomycota; Sordariomycetes; Hypocreales; Ophiocordycipitaceae. Gene Ontology annotation, cellular component: membrane. Gene Ontology annotation, molecular function: transmembrane transporter activity. Gene Ontology annotation, biological process: transmembrane transport.